This is a messenger RNA of Syngnathus acus (greater pipefish), 3251 nucleotides long. RefSeq names its product ER membrane protein complex subunit 1 (gene emc1). The record is from RefSeq and is a predicted model, not a curated record. NCBI's taxonomy places the organism in Eukaryota, Metazoa, Chordata, Actinopteri, Syngnathiformes, Syngnathidae. Gene Ontology annotation, cellular component: EMC complex. Gene Ontology annotation, molecular function: protein binding. The transcript is spliced from 23 exons. The coding region runs from base 79 to 2976 and encodes 965 amino acids. Gene Ontology annotation, biological process: protein folding in endoplasmic reticulum.
GCGGAAAAGAGAAACCAACCAACUUCCUGCUGCCUGUCCUGAAGAGUGCAGGCCAGUGCGGCGCAAUUGACUGUGGCAAUGUCUCAUCUCAUUUUGUUGCUGCUCAAAGUGAUUAUGUUAUGCUUCGCCGUUGAGGCCGUGUUUGAGGAUCAAGUGGGAAAGUUUGACUGGAGGCAGCAGUAUGUUGGUGAUGUCCGCUUUGCCCAUUUUGAUGCACACCUGCAGUCAUCCAAAAAGGUGAUAAUGGCAACUGAGAAAAAUAUCUUCGCUGCAGUGAACACCAGGACUGGAGAACUUUUUUGGCGACAUGUGGAUAAGAAUGGGCCGGAGGGAAACAUUAAUGCUCUUCUGCAUCAUGGACAAGAUACUGUGCUUGUGGUGGGAAACGGCCGUAUACUGCGUUCUUGGGAUAUAAAUGUUGGUGGUUUGAAUUGGGAGAUUGUCCUGGACUCUGGCAGUUUCCAGGCGGCAUGUUUUGUUGGACAGCAAGACGUAGUUAAGCAUGUGGCUGUUUUAAAGAAAACUGCCCUGUCCCUUCAUUAUCUGUCUAAUGGCCAUCAAAAGUGGAUUGAGAAUCUUCCAGAUAGCGAGACAGUAGAUUACCAGUUUGUGUAUUCUGGAGGAACUGGCGAAGUGUAUGUACUGGGAGUUCUGCCUCAUUCCCACAUUGCUAUCGUGACUUAUAGUGUGGAAGAUGGAGAGAUAAUAAAGCAGGUUUCAGUGGAAGCUCCAUGGCUGUCCAACUUGCAAGCCAGCUGUGCCAUGGUCGGCCAGGGAAUAUUGACGUGCGUGGAUGCCUCCACAGCCUCUCUCUACACACUUGAUGUUCAUGCACAGUCACAGAUGACGCAAAUCUCUUUGCAGUCACUGGGACUUGAUGUUUCGCCCGACUUUCGUCCAGUGUUGGUUUACACCCAGCCCAAUCCGUCCCGACGCCCACUCACUGAGUUCCUCCUUCAGCUCAGUCCCGACCAUUACCUGCUCCUUCAGCUCAACAAUGGACUGAUAGUCACACUGAGGGAUUUCAAGCCUGCAAUGUUGGCUUCAUUUUCCACCACUGGAGAUAAAACCGUCGUUGCAGUUAUGUCACCAAAAAAUAAAACAGCUUGCACCGUUAACUUGUUCAGUGCAGAAACUGGACGCAGACUGCUCGACACAACCUUGACUGUUAAUAUUGAUCCCAAUACUGGCAAACCAGCAAAGAUGUACAUUCAGACGUUCCUGAAAAAAGACGACUCUGUUGGCUACAGGAUCAUGCUGCAGACUCAAGAUCACGCACUAAGCUUCAUGCAACAGCCAGGACGUGUCAUGUGGACCAGAGAGGAGUCCCUGUCAGACGUAGUGACCAUGGAAAUGGUGGAUCUACCCCUCACGGGAACACAGGCCGAGCUGGAGGGUGAAUUCGGCAAAAAGGCUGCCAUUCAAGAUGGUCUGCUGUCAAUGGUGCUGAAGCGGCUCUCCUCCCAGCUCAUUCUCCUGCAAGCCUGGAUCGCUCAUCUCUGGAAACUCUUCUACGACGCACGCAAACCUCACAGCCAAGUUAAAAAUGACGUGAGCAUUGAGACGCUGUCCAGAGAUGAAUUCAACCUUCAAAAAAUGAUGGUCAUGGUCACCGCAUCUGGCAAGCUUUUUGGCAUUGACAGCAAGACGGGCACUAUUUUAUGGCGACACUACCUGGAGAACGUCCCAUCAAACGCAGCCUUCAAACUUAUGGUGCAACGGACUACUGCCCACUUCCCUCACCCCCCUCAGUGCACACUGCUCAUCAAAAACAAGGACACAGGCUUGACAACACUCCAUGUAUUCAACCCCAUCUUCGGGAAGAAGAGCCACGUUGCCCCACCUGCUCUGCCUCAGCCAAUACUUCAGUCACUAUUGCUUCCACUCAUGGACCAGGAUUACGCUAAAGUCUUACUGCUUGUCGACGACCAGUAUAAGGUGUCUGCCUUUCCCUCCACAAAGAAUGUCUUGCAGCAGCUCCAGGAAAUGGCUGCUUCUAUAUUCUUCUACCUGGUGGAUUCCAGCAAGGGGAGCCUGUCUGGAUAUAGGCUGCGAACGGAUUUGUCAACUGAGCUCAUCUGGGAGGUGAUUAUCCCCACAGAGGUGCAGAAAAUUGUCUCGAUCAAAGGGAAAAGACCAAAUGAGCAUGUACACUCCCAAGGCCGUGUCAUGGGAGAUCGCAGCGUCCUUUAUAAGUACCUGAACCCCAAUCUACUGGCGGUGGUGACCGAGAGCACGGACACACACCAAGAACGAAGUUUUAUUGGCAUCUUGCUGCUUGAUGGCGUGACCGGUCGGAUUAUCCACGAGGCAGUUCAGAGGAGGGCCAAAGGGCCGGUUCAUGUGGUGCACUCUGAAAACUGGGUCGUGUAUGAAUACUGGAGCACCAAGUCUCGCAGGAACGAGUUUUCAGUCAUCGAACUGUACGAGGGAAUGGAGCUGUACAAUAGCACUGUGUUCAGCUCUCUGGAUCGGCCGCACGCCCCGCAAGUGCUACAGCAGUCCUACAUUUUCCCUUCGUCCAUCUCCACCAUGGAGGCCACGCUGACCGAGAAAGGCAUUACAAGCCGCCAUCUGCUCAUUGGCUUGCCAUCAGGAGGAAUUUUAUCAUUACCCAAAAUGUUCCUCGACCCUCGGAGGCCUGAAAUAAUAUCUGAGCAGAGUCGGGAGGAGAACCUGAUCCCUUACGCUCCAGAGUUGAUCAUCCGCACAGAAUGGUUUGUCAACUACAAUCAAUCGGUUUCAAGAGUGCGAGGCAUAUACACUGCCCCGUCUGGACUGGAGUCCACAUGUCUGGUGGUGGCCUACGGUCUAGACAUCUACCAAACCCGCGUCUAUCCCUCUAAACAAUUUGAUGUGCUUAAAGAUGACUAUGACUACAUGCUGAUCAGCAGUGUGCUGUUCGCACUCUUCUUUGCCACAAUGAUCAGCAAGCGGUUGGCCGAAGUCAAGCUGCUCAACAGGGCCUGGCGGUAAAGCACUCGUUGGCUGCGUCCCCAGUUCAAAAACAGCCUGGAUGCUGCACGUUUGACUUUAGCACGGGAAGACGUCCGUCAGGUAAAAAAAACGCCCGUAGAGAACUGCAAAGGUAAGGGAGGGUGGUAGGUGAAAAAUGAAUUAAGGUUUUUAUGUGUUUUUUUUAACUUAUUUGAAGGACAAUGAAGGCAUAAUGGAGGAUUUUUUUGUGCCAUGUUUUGAUGAAAUCUAGCAAAAAGAACAUCGACUUGAAUAUAUUAACUUGCUACAAAUAA